Molecule: messenger RNA, 1008 nt
Organism: Durusdinium trenchii
Lineage: Eukaryota; Dinophyceae; Suessiales; Symbiodiniaceae
Source: the annotation of a GenBank genome assembly
AUGGCUUCUUCAGUGAAGAUGGCGAUGCAGGCGCAGAAAGCUAAAGGAAUGGCAGAGGGCUUGACCACCCGAGGGGAGGCCGAGGCCAAAUCCUCCAAGUCUGCCUCUUCUGGCCCCAAGUCUUCGGCCGCUGGGGCACUGGAAGAGGAUUCAGAGGAGGACUCCGGGGCGGAGGAGGUGAUCGACGGACGGCCAAACCAUCGGAUCAAAGGAGAAAAGAAGAAGAUCGAGGCCGGCGAAUUCUUCGAUGAUCUCAUGGAAGGCUUUGCCGAAAUCUGGAGGUUGACGGUCGCAGGGGGCCACUCCUUCGCAUCCUGUGUGCGGCGCGUGGCCUAUCCCUUGAAGGCGAGAAGAAGUGACCUGCGAGGUGGUGGGAGUUUGGCUCAGCCAGGACUAGAACUGGAUGGUGUGAGAGUCUUUGAGGUGAUUAGUCAUGAUCUACCUCCACCGCCUUUCUAUCCACAGGCCUGCGAACGCCGUGCCCGUAGCGCAACACCCGGCUCCCGUCCCAGCACCGAUCGUGCCACGGGCUCGCGCGCGUCGCUGCGGAGUGCUCCGACAUCAAUGCCGCGGGCGUUGCAGCAUGCGGUGCAGCACGCACAGGCACUGCAACGUUCCAACAGUGCUUCGACGGGGCGCUCCAGCCGUGCCAGCCUGCUGAGCGCCGCGCGGCGCUCCGCUCGGCGUGCAGCCUUUGAGGCUUUGGCCAAGCUCUCUUUGGGUGACCACGUGGCACAGCUCAUGCAGCAACCGUUGCCCAUGAAGGGCUACAAACCACAGGAGGAAGACUACAAAAAGACGUUGUCAAAUGGCUCCGCCCUACCAGUUUGCCCAGUGCAUCUCAUGAUGCCCCAGACCACGGUGCAGAGCUUGACGCGCUAUGGCUCUCCAGAAAUAGCGGCCUGUCGAAACCAAAAGGCUGCGGUUCAGUGGCAUGGCUACCAGAAGAAUGGCAACUCUGCCUACAACGAGCAGGUGGUGCAGCAAGCACAUUUGAUGCGCAAGUGA